CCGACAUCAUACUGUUUGUCUCCCUUGUAACUUAUCUAGGCGCCAUUGUCUGUUUAUCAGGUCUUCCUGUCCGUUGUAACUGUCGGUGAGGACGUGGCCAGACCACAGUAUGCCGGCUUCAUCAUGACCAGCACAUCUCCCAAUGCUGCCCUCCACAUCCAGCCUGAAAGGGGUAUUGGCUGGAUAGUGCUCGGGUCCUCCCUUUACAGCAUUCUGACGAGGCUCAAGUCGUCUCCGCAGACUUAUCCCAAUCUUGAACUAUCGUACUCUGCUUCUGAGCCUAUCAGCCAGCCUGUCAUCGUCAGCCUGCCACGAAACGGGCUUAGACUACGCUUCGAUGGACCAGACCAACGCUUACGACUGAUCGAAAUCCUAGACUUCUCUCUCGGCUCGUUUGCGUACAAGAAUACGGAGCUUGUGCGCCGGAACAAGAGUUCAGAUACAGGUAGCCUGGAAGAGACAACGCCCAGUGGGCCGUCCUUCAAACAUGUCUACAAUCGCCUCUUCGGCCCUACAUAUGCCGGCGAAUACAUCCCGCCAGAGACCGGGAAUUCGACGGGUACUUAUGUCCUCUCGUAUCCCGGGCUUGCAUUUACAUUUCCAAUUCAACACAAGUCGUGGUCGGAUAAAGUCGAUUUCGUUUCCAUAUUGUCGUCCAAUGCAACAGGCCCGGCUACAUCUAUGGCGGUCUUUAUGGGGUCCUCAUGGCCCGAGGCCCGAACAAACCUGUACACGAGGCCUCCCACAUACCCUCGACUUCCAUCGCUUGGUGGAAAGUCCACAGAGACAAUUGCCGAUGAGAUCGAGGAGGUAAGAGUACUUGGAGCUGGAAAACUGGAGAUGAUACGAAGAAGCUUGCCACCGUUUGCAAUCACUUUACACGAGACUACACCUCAGGAUCUGGUGGCUGAAUUGGGGCCACCUGAUGCUAUCUAUCGCAAGAAUGAUCGAAGGAUUACCAUCCAUGCAACGGGCAACCCAGCGCACAGGAAACCCCCCAGCAUGUCACCUGGGCUGGACCCUCACGGCGUGGAUACCGAUCAAUCCUCGAUUCAAAGCUACACAGAAGAUUCGGAUCUCGAGCAGGAUGCGGAGGGUACUUGUCGGCCUGAAUCGAGCAAGGAAUCCUUCUACAACUAUUUCAAUCAUGGCUUCGAUAUACUCAUCUCUUCACCAGGAGUCAGAUCGCCAGCAUUCCCCGGCACCGUCGCAUCUGAACCAGCAACGUCGUCCAGCGCUCAACUUGUUGCCACAAAGAUAUUUCUGCAUGGGAAUAUACCGGGGUCCUUCUCGUUUAAUCGACACCGAAGAAGUCGCUGGACGAUCCACACAGGUGAAAGGGAUCUGACUUCAGAGAUGUCGUUCUCCGAAAUUUCGGCUGUGCUCAAGCAGGCGUGGUACAAGGACGAUCACGAGGACAAACAACUGCAACGAGGUAUGGUCCUGAACAGGGGCUGGGCGGAGAGUCCGGAAAGUUCAAUAGACCUGCUGGGCGAUUUGGAGGAGGACAGCCCGACGCAGGACCAGACCGAUGACGCAGGGGCAGCGGAGGCGAUCAAAGGCAUGAGCACUACCCAACUAUUCGGAUUCCCGGGGCUGCUAUUGGAAGUGCUCAAGAACGACACGGUUAGCUGCUUGACAGUGUUCUAGGUCGGCAUGAUGACGAUGAUAUGAAUGUCGGAUACCAAUGCAGUAGUUGAAUAACACAGAUACCCAGGACGUUGGUCACAUCCCACCCCAGCGCAUGAAUGAUCAAUACUCCUUCAACUUG
This is a messenger RNA of Exophiala dermatitidis NIH/UT8656, 1771 nucleotides long. RefSeq names its product isoleucyl-tRNA synthetase. Bases 124 to 1650 code for a protein of 508 amino acids. The transcript has 2 exons. Gene Ontology annotation, cellular component: trans-Golgi network. Gene Ontology annotation, biological process: Golgi to plasma membrane protein transport. NCBI's taxonomy places the organism in Eukaryota, Fungi, Ascomycota, Eurotiomycetes, Chaetothyriales, Herpotrichiellaceae. The record is from RefSeq and is a predicted model, not a curated record.